Messenger RNA from Eriocheir sinensis (Chinese mitten crab), 2051 nucleotides. Its product is annotated as proteoglycan 4-like. The coding region runs from base 33 to 1784 and encodes 583 amino acids. The transcript has 3 exons. Lineage: Eukaryota; Metazoa; Arthropoda; Malacostraca; Decapoda; Varunidae. The record is from RefSeq and is a predicted model, not a curated record.
GUCACUUAUGAAGGGAGUGUAGGAGAGACAGCAUGACGGUGGCAGCGGCAGAGGCGGUGGUGAGAUGGGCGGUGAUGGUGGCGGCGCUGGCGUGCGUGUGCGCCGCGCAGGACCUUGGCGUGGUGGACAUCAGCCGCUGCAAGAACUCGUGCUCCGCCGUGCCCGAGGACCUGUGGCCAUCCUGCUGCGAGGCCCACACUACGUGCUGUGAGGAGUUUGCGGAUUCCUGCAUGCAUGAUUGCCUGCCGCGGGUACACACCGGAGACGUGAGUGCCGUGGAGGAGCGCCCCGGGAUGUGCUGCGCCCUCUACAACCUUUGCUGCUUCAGGGAGACCUUCAGAAUCUCCUCAUCCAAGAGCCACUCGCAGGAGCCCGUCAACUUCCCCAUCGUCCACCGUUUCCACGUCCCACCGCCAACCCUGCAGGAGGCCAUCAACCCAGCACCACGCCCAGCGCAACGCCCAGCGCCACGCCCGGCCUUCUCGGCACCCAAGCAGACCACUGACAACCUGGACCAAGACUCAAUCACAGCACCUAAGAGACCAAGCUUCAAUCGCCCUCAGCUCUCCAAGAAAACAUUCCGACCUGAGCGCCCUCAAAGCUUAAAAAAGCCACAAGGUCCUGAGGAGGAGGAGGAGCCUUCGACUGGCGUCUCUGGGCCAAACCAGCCAGAUGGCGAUGAUGACAAACCCAAGACUCGUCCCAAGUUCGGCUUCCUGGCUAACAGAAAGGCCCAAGAGGAGAGGAGGAAGCUCGAGUCACAAGAAGAACCAGGCAGUCAGGUGAAGGUAACAAGACGUCCGGCCACAGCAGACAUCCGGCAGGAGGUUGCUACUCAUGAGGUCAUGGUGGCAGAGUCCCAGGGUUCCCGGCGCCUCGAUGCUUCCAUCAACCCCAUGGUGACCAGGAAGAGGAUAAAACAACCAGGCGAGACAAGGCAAGAGUCAAGUAGUGUCCAGGUGAGGAAAACAGAUGAUACACCAGCCCGUGAAGGCCGUACUCUUGGUGCUGGAAGGAGCAUCAUACGACCCGCCGUGCAACAAACCUCCGGCCGUGGACAGUCUGUAGCAGUGGCCGGGCAGGAGGACCCUCGCCCACCCACAAGGAGGCCCUCACAGACACCGCCUCCUCCUGUCAUUGAAGCCACACCUAGAGUACCUGUAAAGGAGAUACUAGGUGCCACAGUAGCUGCUGCAAAGAUACCUGAGCCCGUGAAGGAGAGUGAGAGUACUUUGAUUAAACAAGAGGCCAGCAGUCAAGUAGAGACGAUAAUCAGUGCAGUCGAACAGGCACAAGAAACAGACGCAGCCCUCGCACCAACAGGUGAAAAAUCCUCCGUGCCCAAGGAAGAUGAAGCUAGUGAGCCAAGCCAGCAGGAGGAAGCCACGGAGAAGAAAAUGGAGCCAUCAGCCGGGGAGAUGGAGGAGGGAACAAAGCCAGAAGUGAUGAAGGAUGAAAAGAGUGGACCAGAGACACCUGAGAAAGCUGCCUUUGCUCCCCCUGAGAUUGAAGUCAACAUUCCCAAGGAGCCUAAAGUAGCAAGUGCACCCGAAGUUGGAGCUGCCACCCUGGAGGAGCCUGCCAGGAUCAGAGGGGGAAAUUCAAGGACCAGGAGCUCAGCAGGGGAGCAGCCGAGUGCCACAGAAGCAGCUCAGACCCAAGGAGGAUCAAGCAGCAGAGGGGGCUCACGAGGCAGAGGAACAUCAAGGACAGCAAGCGUGCCAGAAGCUGAGGACACCGAGGCCCCCACCAGUACCAGCAGGAGAUCAAGGACGAGGGGUUAAGAGGGUGAAGGCUUGGGGGGUGUCAAGACUUUUUAUACCCAGGGGAUUAUAGCGUAUUUGCGUGCCAGACACAGAAAUAACAGCUUGAAUGAAUGUACAAAAAAUUACUUUCAGCACAUUUCAAGUUUUAGGAACCAGAUGUCAUUACUGUAGUGGGUGAUGUUUGGAAAAGUUUGCUGUGUAUGUGUGCUGCUGUGUUGAAGACUUUACUUAAGAUCAAGACAAUGUAUAUAUCCUUCAAGUAAAAAUAAAAAGUAAAGUUUCUUA